Molecule: messenger RNA, 3823 nt
Organism: Sinocyclocheilus rhinocerous
Lineage: Eukaryota; Metazoa; Chordata; Actinopteri; Cypriniformes; Cyprinidae
Product: E3 ubiquitin-protein ligase UBR1-like
Exons: 32
Coding region: 1-3255 (1084 amino acids)
Biological process (GO): protein ubiquitination; ubiquitin-dependent protein catabolic process via the N-end rule pathway
Cellular component (GO): ubiquitin ligase complex; cytoplasm
Molecular function (GO): ubiquitin protein ligase activity
Source: RefSeq, a predicted model, not a curated record
AUGACAGAGGAAUCGCUCGUCAGCCAGGUGUAUUACUAUCAGGAUGUUAAGUGCAGGGAUGAAAUGUUUGAUAAGGAUGUUAUCAUGUUGCUGAUUGCUGCUUCCAAAAUGGACCCCAAUCAUUUCCUCAUGCUUGUUCUUUUGAGAUUUGAACUCUUUGAUAUUUUUAAUGGCAACUCCUCCAGUAAAGAUCAGGAAGUACUGAAACAGUGGAAUAGAUUAACAGAGGAGAUGCUUUACCUGAUAAUCAUCAUUGUAGGUGAACGGUAUGUGCCUGGAAUCAGUCAUGUGACUAAGGAGGACGUGACUAUGAGGGAGGUCAUCCAUCUGCUUUGUAUUCAACCCAUGGCUCAUAGCAGCCUGGUUAAAAGCCUGCCUGAAAAUGAAAGCCAUGAAACAGGGCUUGAAACGGUCAUCUCAAAGGUUGCCAUUUUCAAGAAACCAGGAGUGUCAGGCCAUGGCUUGUAUGAACUGAAGAAGGAAUGUCUGAAAGAGUUUAACCCCUUCUUCUAUCAUUAUUCCAGACCACAGCAUAGUAAGGCAGAAGAGGCUCAGAAGAAGAGGAGAACCCAAGAGAGCAGUGAUAAAGCCCUCCGUCCCCCAGUGCCUCCUCCCUUCUGUCCAGCAUUCUCAAACAUAGUGUAUCUGCUCUGCUGUGACAUCUUCAUCCAUAUUCUGAAGAGAAUCUUCCAGAAAGCAGCGGAGGACCGUUCCAACCGAUGGACUGAACCCAUGAUCCAGAGGGCCCUUCACCUUGUAGGCCAGGCUCUACUGGAGGAAAAAACGCAGUUGGAAAGCAGCAGUACUGAGGAAGUGACCUUUGACUUUAGUCUGAAAGCACAAAAAUCUGGUUCAGAACACGGCAAAUCUUUGUUCCACUUCCUGACCAGAAUAAAGUCUUUACCUUCUCUGAAAGCUCAGAAUGACAUGAUCAUGUGGAACCUACAGAUGUUUGAGGUGGUGAAGUGUCUUCGAGAGAAAUCCGGUCCUGUAGCUUCAUUUUCUGUGGAUCACAGCACGUUGGAGGAGAGUGUUCAGGAUAAAGAGAAGGCCGAGCGCAAGAGGAAAGCUGAAGCUGCUAAAGCCCACAGGCAGAAGAUCAUGGCUCAGAUGUCGGCCAUGCAGAAGAACUUCAUAGAGUCCAACAAGAUGCUUUAUGACAACGUGCCUGAGAGCUCGAGUCAGAGCGACACCGCCGCAUCUGUGGACAGCUUCAGGAUGGAUGUGGAUGAGAGCAGGGUGGCUGUGGGGCCUCAGCAGGGCGUUUGUUCCACAGACUGGGAGGCUCAAAUCUGCAUCCUGUGUCAGGAGGAGCAGGAGGUUCAGGCUCAGGCACCAGCCAUGGUCCUCACAGCAUGUGUGCAAAGAUCUACUGUUCUCACCCAGAACCGUGGAAAGACACUCUCCCCUAAAGUAGGCAGCUAUCCCCUGUUCAUGCCCCCUGAUCUGGCUGUGGGGACACACACCGGCAGUUGUGGGCAUGUGAUGCACGCCACCUGCUGGCAAAAGUACUUUGAAGCUGUGCAGAACACCACUCGGAAUCGGCUGCAUGCAGAUCUGAUCAUAGACCUGGAGAACGGCGAGUACAUGUGUCCACUCUGCAAGUCUCUCUGUAACACGGUCAUCCCACUGAUCCCUGUGGAGUCCAGCAAGCUUAACUAUGAGAGUGCUGAGUUAGUUGGUCAGCAUCUCACUCUGGAGCGCUGGAUUCAGAUUUUGUCUUCUCGGAUCAGAGGGCUGAGAGGUACAUGGGAAACGGACAAUAACGCUGAGGAAGCGGCGGAGGAAGCAACGGCACUUUUUGAUGAGAGUCAAGCUGAAUUCAGGUCCAUUCUCAGUUUUGGAGUUCAAGAGCCGCCGAAGUUCUCUCGCAGUAUCACAGAGAUGUUGGGGGUCUGUGCGACCACAGUGCACAGGGUGGGACUGCAGACCGCUCCCAAUGACCUGUGCCCGUACAUGCCUGUCAUGUCCUGGAACACGUGUGCCUACACCAUUCAGGCCAUCGAGAAUAUGUUACAAGAAGAAGGGAAGCCUCUUUUUGGAUCCCUCCAGAACAGACAGCUGUCUGGAAUCAAAGCGUUAGUGCAGUUUUCAGCUGCUCAGAGGCUGAAGAGCAGUCAAGCUGUCAUACAGAAGCAUUUUGCUGAUAUGUUAGCAGUCCUGGUACCUGUUCCUAAUGUAGAAAACACACCAUCAAUAUUAGAAGUGGACUUCUUUCAUCUACUGGUGGGGCUGGUUCUGUCCAUCCCAGCGUUGUAUCAGGAAGAGGCUGUAGACCUGCAGCCUUCAGCAGUCAGCACAGCGUACAAUCACCUCUACCUGCUGCACCUGCUCACUAUGACACACAUGCUGCAGGUCCUGCUGGCCUCACACGAUUGUGCUGUAAUAGGAGGGCCGGGGGAGGGCGAUGAGGCCCAGGCUGCAGCCGAACUCUUCUCUAUUGUGUCUCAACACACAGACAGGUUAAGGGCUGGUGUGACUGGUUUCUGUGUAGAGGGUGUAAAGAGAGGUGUGCUUCCCUUCCUGCGCUGUGCUGCACUGUUCUUUAAUUGCCUUACAGGAGUGCCCCCUCCAGAGGAGCUGUCCGGUACUGCAGAAUCACCUGAAAGUCAGCUGCAUCUGUUGUGUAGUUACCUCUCUUUGCCCUCCAACCUGUUUCAACUGUUUCAGGACCACAGGGAUGUUGUAACCACCUUAAUAAAGAGGUGGUGUGAGAAUACAGCCAUAUCCAAAGCCCUCAAAGGUGAAAUGCAAAUCAUCAGGUAUCCUCAUAAGAGAAACAGGCUAAUAGAUCUUCCAGAGGACUAUAGUGUGUUGCUCAAUCAAGCUAGUCACUUUAAAUGCCCAAACUCAUCAGAUGACGAGCGAAAGCACCCGACUCUGUGUCUUCUGUGCGGGGUCAUGCUGUGUGCGCAGAGCCCCUGCUGUCAGGAGCAGCUGAACGGGGAGGAAGUAGGCGCGUGCACGGCUCACGCUGCAAUCUGUGGGGCUGGAGUGGGAAUGUUUCUCAGGGUUCGAGAGUGUGAGAUCAUCUUAAUGGCCAGUAAGACACGGGGCAGUCCCUAUCCAGCACCUUACCUUGACGACUAUGGAGAAACAGACCCUCAGCUUGGACGUGGGAACCCGCUGCACUUGUAUCCAGAGCGCUACCGCAAGUUGUUUCAUAUGUGGCAGCAGCACUGCGUCCUGGAGGAAAUCGCCCGCAGUCUGGAGCUCCUCAAUGUCAUGUUCCCCUUUGAGUGGCAGAUGCUUUGAGCUCCGAGACUGCCAGAGGAAGUGCACAACGCGAGUAGCAAGACACGCCGACUGCAAGGAGUAAUAAACUCCCUCACUUCUCUACCUACUGCUGUCCGUGUUUUCCAGCAGCCCAGUGCAUUAUGGGUAGUCACACUAAACAGACCCAUAGAAGAUAUUAAAGAAGUGAAUGUGUUCUCUGGGCUCUUUAUUUAUCUAGCUUGGGUUGCAGAUCUACACUCGUUUUAGCACUGCAGCUUUUUCUUUUUGCUCAUUGUGGUGUUUUUGCAUUUGUUUUCAGGGUGUAAAGAUUUAUUGCAGGGCUUGUGUCUCUACAAACCACAUUAACCUAUGUGAAAUGCUAGGCCUCUCACCCUGCUACAGCCUUUUUGCUCUUUUUUUUCAUCUGUGUAAGAAAUGUAUUCAUGUGAAUAUAAUCUAUGUACUACUUUAUUAUGUAAAGCUGCCCUCAACAUAAAGUAUAUUCAGUGUUUCUGAGUAAAAAGCUGUUUUUCAAAUUAUGCUACUUCACAUGCUACGCCUAAAAAAUAAGUCAUAUUUUUCAUAAAAAUACAGUUUUUCAUUAAAG